This is a messenger RNA of Phlebotomus papatasi, 5416 nucleotides long. RefSeq names its product GTP-binding protein REM 2 (gene Rgk3). The coding region runs from base 408 to 1625 and encodes 405 amino acids. Lineage: Eukaryota; Metazoa; Arthropoda; Insecta; Diptera; Psychodidae. The transcript is spliced from 9 exons. Gene Ontology annotation, molecular function: calcium channel regulator activity; GTP binding; GTPase activity. The record is from RefSeq and is a predicted model, not a curated record. Gene Ontology annotation, cellular component: plasma membrane.
AGUUCGGUAUAACGUCUCACGGAAUACGGACGUAUUUUCGAUAAUUCUAACUUCUAUUUCAGUAGACAAGAACGUCUCAGUUGGUGUCCAACAAAAGUGAAGACUUUUUUUUCUCGUCUCGAUGUUACACGCGAAACUUUCAUCAGUUUCAAUCACGAGUUUUACAGAAAUUUAAUACAAGGUGUUAGCUGUUAUUAGAUUUUUUUUCUCUUCCAUUAAAUAGUGUUGUGAAAGUUAAUAGUUUUUUUUUAAUAAUUUAUCACCGGAUGUUUAAUUGAUGUGCGUUUGAAAAUUAACGCAAUCUGUGGCGAUGUGGUGGAUAGUGUGAGCAAAUUAAAUGCCAUUUCUAGUGAAAUAAAUCCCUGUCAGGAGUUGGAGCAAUCAGGGAGGAGGAUCGAGGAAUAGAAAUGGAUGACAUAUCUGCACACACACCGAGAAUAAAUUACACAAAAACACGAAGUGCUUCAAUUUGUGCCCCAGCCAGUACAAGUCUCGAGAACGUUUUGCUACCUCCAUCCGGUAGCGGAACACCCGACAAUGGGACUCCAAGCUACCGACGUCGAAGGCCUGCUACACGAUCCCAAAGUGCCAGAAUAACCGGCCCUAGAUCUGUGAAAAGAAAGACACAGCAACAACCUAGUAAUCUUCAGGAGACCAGUAGAUCGCAUUGCACCAGCGAACCUCGCCUCAAUGACACAGAAACCCCUCCACAAAGAAGGAGAGGAUCCCAAAGAAGGCCCACACACACUCAAAGUCAACGGAAACCAACCACCUUUCUGGAUGUUCCUUCCAGUUUUCAGUAUACACAGGGUGAUGAAGAUGAUGAUAAUUAUCGACUUCGGACAUUUAGCAGUACAAAAGGAGGUGUCAUCAAUCGUGGAGACUCAUUUCGACGGAGACGAUCCAGGAGCAACAGUUUGGUGCCCACGAGUCCCAUCCACACGCGCGCUGAGGAAGUUGUCACAACAUCCGCCAGCGUAGAGAGCUUCCAGGUGGCAAUGCUUGGGGCACCAGGAGUAGGCAAGGCUGCUCUUGUCUCACAAUUUCGCACGUCGGAGUGUAUUAAUGCUUACGAGGGACCAGAAUCACUGGAAGAACAGAAUAUCUCAAUAAUUCUGAAUGGAAUAGAAUCUGAACUACAAUUCGUCACUUGGCGUGGAAAUAAGGAUGAACUGGAAAAAGCUGAUGCAUUUCUUGUGGUAUAUUCCGUAGUGGACAAGGCCUCUUUUAGUCGAUGUGAACAACUCAUUUCCAUGCUCCAAGACAUGGAUCUCGUGAGAUCUCGUGCUCUUAUCCUCGUGGGAAACAAAAUAGAUUUGGCACGAUCUAGGGCAGUUUCUUCACAAGACGGAAAAUGUUUGGCAUGCACUUUCCGUGCUAAAUUCAUAGAAGUCUCCGUGGGCAUCAAUCACAAUGUAGAUGAAUUACUGGCGGGUACAUUGACACAGAUUCGUUUGAAAAGAGAACACAGUUUAAUUCAGGGGUCACGAGAAGGGUCUUCGCCUCAUUGGUACAAAUCCCGUAGUGUUAUGAGAGCCAGCAUGAAAGCUCGUCAGAUGAUUACAUGGAUCCUGGGAAAGGAGGAUUCAAAGUUCAAAAAUUGCGAAAAUCUUCAAAUUCUGUAAACAGGACCCAUAUGAUAAGGAAAAAAUAUUUAUAUGAAAAAUCUAACUUAAGACCUACCACUAUUAAAUGUUAACACCAUAAAAUUCUUACAUUGGGUUAAGGAACAAAGAAGGGUAAAUUAAAUUAUAUCUAGAGAAAAAGAAAACGAUAAAAGUAAUUGUGAAAUGUGGACGAUAUACAUUAAGAGAAUAUGUGUACUAGUUCUUGUGUGUUACAAUCCUGAUAUGGUCAGAGGUUAUUGCGUUAAAACCAUCUCUAAUUCUUCCACUUGUUUAACACAAUGCGAGAGAAAAGAAUAACGGUCAAAUCAUUGUUGUUGGGAGAGAAUGUUGGAUUAGAAUUAGACCAAAAGUAAUAAGAUCCACGUAGAAUUUUCAUGUCUAUAUAUGAAACUUUUCCCAUUUUCCCUCGUCAAUAUUUGACACGAUUUCUUCAUCCUCCCUUUGCUAUAUUAUAUGCAUACUUCCAUACCUAAGUAAUAUAAUUUAUUUGUACCUUUUUUUAUCAGUCUUCUUCAAAAUAGUCAUAAAUAUACUCUUACAGAUUCACAUGAAAUUAUUCAAUAUUUCCAUCAUUCAUUUCCACAUCUUAUACAGUUUCCCCCCUUUUUUUUCUUUUCAAAUCAGUAACAUUCCUUCCAAUCAACUCUUUUAUUUCAACAAUAGAAACAGAAUCAUAAAAAUGGAUUGAAUUGAAUUUGAGAUAUGAAUAGAAAAUAUAUUUAAAUUUAUUCCCUCUGUUUUUUAUGCGAUUUUUAAAGUACUCAUGAGAAUUUAAUCAAAAAAGAAUUGCAAACAAGAGACCAAUUUUGAGCACAAGGUUUCCCAAUUUAAUGCUAUUACUUCUUGCUAUCUAUCAUGCUUACUGACAAAGAUUAUGGCGAGAUUAGCUUAUUGCAUUGUAUACACAACGUCCCAUGCACAAAGGGAUGAGAGCCACAAUGACUAGACUCAGAUAAAGAGCAUAAAGAGCUAUAAAUUAUUUAAUAAGAUUUUUUAUACCCAACACUUAGUACUUUGCAGUUUCAUACAGAACUGAAAUUGCAAUUUGCCAAAAGAUUCAUUUUAUUUCCUUAACAGCACAGUAAAAAAAUGUGUAAAAUUUCACUACUGCAAAAUCGACCAUUUUAGUUGUUUAAUUUAAAAAUGUUUAAAAAAUAUACAAUAAUUUGGUAAUUUAUUGUCACUUGAUUGAAAAUUACCACUAUUAUAGUCAUUAUAUAGUUAAAAAAAAAUUUCAACAACGUUAUUUAAUUUGAAAGUGUGUAAAAUUUUAACACUAUAAUAGUGUGAAAUCGGAUAAAUUAAUUAUUUAAUUGCGAUCUGUGUAAAAUAGUCAUAAAAAAUUUACAACUAUGUUUUGUAAUUUAAAACUGUUGAAAAAUUCUAAAAAUUCCCACUAUUAUAGUAUGAUUACAGUUUUUCACAUUAUUAUAGUGUGAAAAAAUACACAACUUUAUGGUAUUUUUUGUCACAUGGUCAAAAAUUAAUAUUAUUAUAGUUUGAUCAUAAUUUUUCACACUAUUAUAGUGUGAAGCCUUGUUUAUUUCAACCAGAUUUGUUGAAUUUUUAAACAAAAGUUGUUGAAUUUUUAUACAAAAGUUGUUGAAUUUUGAGACAAAAGUUGUUGAAUUUUUAAACAAAAGUUGUGUAAAAAUUGUUGAAUUUCCAAUUAAGACUUAUACUUCAGUCGAGAUGCUUUUUAUUGGGCAAAAGUCAUAUAGAACAUCAAAUAUUUAUAUGCAUAAUAGGUAUAUCGUGAAGAUCCGAGCAUGAGAUGUAAAUCAUUUCGGAUUAUGGGGGAUCCCGAGUAUAGGAAAAACUAAUAAAAAUGUCUAAAAAGGCAAAAAAAAAUCAAAAUCUUCGAAAUGAAAGGAAAAUUCAACAAUAAACAGAAUUCAACAAUUUUUAAAUUCAACAAUUCCAAAUUCAACAUCUUGAAAAUCAACAACUUUAAAUUAAACAAUUUUAAAUUAAACACUUUUUCCAAAUUUAACACUAUAAUAGUGGUGUGAAAGGUUACACACUAUAAUAGUGUUAAUUUUUUUUACUGUGAGUCUCUUUAUACAAUUAUACACCACAAAGUAUUUAAUUUCCUCUUAAGAGUUAAUAUUGUAUAAUUGCUUCAAGCGACAUUGACUCGAAUCUUGACUUCCAAAACUUCACAAAAUAUUCUUGAUCCUUUUUGGGUGAAAAUUCAUAAGGGUUGAAAUGGAUAAAAUAAUUGUGAAGAAAUAGGGCAAAGUUGUGGCAUUUAUUGCUCUGGUGAGAAGGUCAUGGAAAAAGUCAUGGCAGAAGUUCAGUGUCUAAGAAUUCAUCUUUACAAAAUUAAAAGAUGUUAUAAAAGAUGUAAUGGAAUAUUUGAGAGUGAGUGAGAUAUUUAUUCAAGUGCCUUUCCCACCUAAUUUUCUUCAAUUUACAUUUUUUUUUUAAAUUAAAAGUUUAAUCAGCAAGAGAGCGACCAAAUUGAAUUGUGUGCACCAGCUGAAAAUGACACUAGGAAUUGAAUUACUGAGGAAAAUAUACUUUGCAUACAGUCUUCAAAUCGAUAUUGAAGCUAUUUUCUCGGGAACUUUUAUUGACAUCCUUUUUGAUUAUCUCAUCAUUCUUUCACUCGCCUCUUCAGCUCAUUACCUCAUUGAAUUACUAAGUGAAGAGCAAGAUGGAACUUAUGGUGUUUCCCCAUUAAAGUUUUCCCCGAGAUUUCAGCUUUUACGACAACCCAGAUGCGGAUCUUUAAGCUUUAUACUCUUUGACGAAAAUAUACCUAUACCCCAGGAAAAAUCCAGGAGAUGAGAGUGAGUGAAUUUUUCCCUCGAGAAAUUGUAUUUGAGAUAGUUUCAUGCACGAAAUUCAUUCGCAUAAUAUGAUGAAUAAAAAAUGCUCUUAAGGAAAGAACUAUUUUUUUUUCCAGUGACUCUAUCAACAUCUCUGCCUUUUAUUCAUCAUGUAAUAUCAUGUUAAGCUUCUCUACCUUCAAAGUAUUUUGGUAUUUCGGGAAAAGACUGCUAUAAAAGUAGAAGGAAAUGCUCGAUAGACAUUUUCUGCACAAAAAUUGACUCAUUUUUCCAGUCACAUUUUUUGCUCUGUUGAGUUUCAAUAAGAUUUUUAUACAUGUGGUUGGCUUUUUCUAUAAAAAAAAACACACUAAAUUGUAUAUCUCACAGCUGUUUUUUCUGUAAAAAAAAAAGUAUUUCCGUGAUAUGACUCGAUAAGCCAAAAAUUGCUAUACAUACUUUCACUUAUGUAAAUAUUUCAGCUAUUCAGAGUAGGUAAUAUCCUAUAGAUAAAAUCAUUUCAAUGUGUUAACUAGUUUUUCCUGUACCAUGAAAAAAGUAAAAAAAAAAAACAACAAAAAAACUACGUUGAAGGAGAUAAAAUAACACUUCAUAAAUAAUUCGUAAUUGUUCUAUUGCCGUGAUAACUCUAUAAAAUAGAUAGUGUUAAAGAAAACAUUUGUGAGGAAAGUGUGAAUGAAGAAAUUUUCUCAUAAAAAUAAAAUUCAGAAAGAGAAUUUUUGAGAUAAAUAUUAAAUCGAAAUUUUGCAUAUUCUUAUCCAAAAAAAUUAUCGUUCACAAAUUCCCUUGUGUGAAUGAAAUCGCGCCAAAAGCUAUCAACAGAAAAAUUGUAUGGAAUUUUCUGCAAUUUUCACCCCAAAAGAAAACAAACAUUGUUAUUAGAGAAAAUAAAAAAAAAGAAACACAUAGCAUAUGAGAAAGAAUACGAGUAACAUAUGUAAAUGACGUGAUUUGACAAUAUUGAAUAAAAAUCAAUGUGAAUUGGGAGGAGAA